Prunus mume (Japanese apricot) is the source of this 2227-nucleotide messenger RNA. RefSeq lists its product as uncharacterized. The record is from RefSeq and is a predicted model, not a curated record. NCBI's taxonomy places the organism in Eukaryota, Viridiplantae, Streptophyta, Magnoliopsida, Rosales, Rosaceae.
AAAUAAAAAUUUGUUUUGUUCUUCUCCUACCACUGCGCAGUGCCCAUCCAUCCAUUUAUUCAGAGCCUUGCUUCACCAUUUGCUUUCUUUCGCUUCCUCCAUCGCUUCCCUUCCCCAACUAUUCAAUCUCUCUCUUUCUGUCCAACUGGUUUUACCAAAUUGCCCCUGGAAACCUUCCCUACCCUACCCUUACCUUCUUCCACCAGAUCCAUUUCAGUCUCAGCCUCCAUUUUAGGGUUUUACUAUUUCGGUCUAGCCACAGACUCUAAUCCUUUUCUCCGAUCCGAUUCGCCCCAUUGUUUUCGAUUAACUCUCAUUUCUUACAAAUCCUUGAGACGUCGAUCCUCUAAUUGAAUCAAUUCCCAGAAUCGCUUUCUUCUUUUCCAUUCCCGUUGACUUUGUUUCAGGGUUUAAGAGGCUACGUACGUACAAGGACCAGAUUUAGGGUUCUCGUGCAAGUUUCUGAUUCGGCGUUAUUGCGAUGUUGGGUACGGGGUUGCAGGUCACGCGCGCCCGGGGAGACGACCGAUUCUACGACCCGGCCAGAGCCCGUAGAGCUCACCAGAACCAGAAAGCCGAGCAACUUCGGCGAGCUCAGAGCGACGUCACGCCAAGCCAAUCGCCUUCGCUCAAGGGUAACCCUAACCGGGAACCCGAGAACAGGGUCGUGUCAGAUGACCCUCCCAAGCCAGUCGCCGUGCCUGCUUUUGAGCCCGUUGUCAAUCCCUUGAGUAAUCUCGAGCGGUUCUUGCAGUCGAUCUCGCCAUCCGUGCCCGCUCAGUACCUCUCUAAGACGACGAUGAGGGGAUUGAGUACUUGCGACGUGGAAUUUCAGCCAUACUUUGUUCUUGGAGAUCUAUGGGAGUCUUUCAAGGAGUGGAGUGCUUAUGGGGCAGGAGUGCCUUUGAUUUUGAAUGACAGUGACUCUGUGGUUCAGUACUAUGUCCCUUAUUUGUCCGGUAUUCAGAUAUACGGCCACUCUAUGAAAUUGCCCACUAAGACAAGGCGGCCAGAUGAGGACAGUGACAGUGACUUCAGGGAUUCUAGUAGUGAUGGAAGCUCUGAUUACGAAACUGAUAGAUUAAAAUAUUUGAGGGAGCAGCGGAAUCCUCAAAAUCUAUCGAGUGAAAUUCCUCGUAGGAUAGACAGAUUAUCUCUGAGAGAGCCGCAUUUUCCACCUCAUGAAGACUGCUCUAGUGACGAGGGUGAAUCCAUAAAUUCUCAAGGUUGCUUACUAUUUGAGUAUUUUGAGCAGGACCUUCCUUAUUGCCGCGAGCCUUUAGCUGACAAGAUACUAGAUCUUGCCAUCCAUUUUCCUGAGCUGAAGACACUAAGAAGUUGUGAUCUGCUGUCUUCCAGCUGGAUUUCUGUUGCAUGGUAUCCAAUUUACAGGAUUCCAACGGGACCAACUCUAAAGGAUCUUGAUGCGUGCUUUCUGACGUACCAUUCACUUUUUACACCCAUGGGAGGUGUACCAGAUGCCCGGGCUCCUGUAGUGACAUAUCCGAGUGACAUGGAUGGUGUCCCUAAGAUGUCAUUACCUGUUUUUGGCCUUGCUUCAUACAAAUUCAGAGGGUCCUUGUGGACUUCUAAUGGGGGAUUUGAACGCCAGUUAGCUAAUUCCCUCUCGCAGGCUGCUGACAACUUUCUAAGAGUGCUGCGGGUCAAUCACCCUGAUUUUGUGUUUUUCAGCCGUAGAUGAUUUGAACUCUGAAGAUGUUACUAACUGUGUUGCUACCACCGUUCUAGAAGUGAAGCCUGUUUGCAUGAGUUACUUGUGAAAAAAUCCCUGUGUUGUGUGAAAUUCAGGGUCGCAAGUUGGUAUGCAGGGAUUCCCUCGUUUUGGUUUUCUGUUAUUUUACUACAGGAGAAAGAAAGGAAAAAGAAAAGGAAAAGGAAAAGAAAAGGAUGAAGGCAACUUAAAGAAAAGUGAAGCUUUGGCAUGUGAUGUGAUGAAGGACGCAAUAACCUCAGCGAAAAGUGAAUAGAGGAAAUAUAGUUAGAUAAGCUAUAGAUGGUCAAGCUAAUCAAAGUUGCUUUUUAAUGGAAGCAAGCUGUGUCUUGCUUGUUUUCUGUAUUUUGUUCUUAGUAAGGAAGGGUAUAUUAUAAAAGAAAAACCAGGCUUUUUUUUUAUGCCGUGAUGAUGAUGAUGAUGUUAGCAUGUGUAAUUUUAUCUAUGAGGGGAUUUUGAUAUAGAGAUUGUAUUUAAAGUGUUUAGCUUGAGCUU